AUGAAACAAUCUCAUCCCCCGAACGCAAAUACACACACAAUUCUCGAAACAAGACUUGUUUUGUUUUUGCAAGCUAAAGAAAACAUGAAAGCUGUUCACUUAGCCCUCAUUGCCAUCCUGGCCAUGGCAUCUGCUGGUGCCUUGGCUUUUGAUCCAAGCCCUCUUCAAGACUUUUGCGUUGCCAUCAACGAAACCAAAACUGGUGGUGUGUUUGUGAAUGGAAAAUUCUGCAAGGAUCCCAAGCUUGUCUCUGCCAAUGAUUUCUUCUACGGUGGACUGAAACAAGGAGACACGUCUGGUUCGCUUGGCUCGGCAGUCACUCCAGUUGCUGUAAAUGAAAUACCAGGCCUCAAUACAAUGGGCAUAUCACUGGCUCGUGUCGAUUUCGCUCCCAAGGGCUUGAACCCUCCACACACUCAUCCUCGCGGAACUGAAAUUCUUGUGGUUUUGGAGGGUACUCUUCUAGUGGGUUUUGUUACAUCCAAUCCCGAGAAUCGCCUAUUCACUAAAGUGCUGUAUAAGGGAGAUGUGUUUGUGUUUCCAAUUGGUUUGAUCCACUUCCAACUCAACGUGGGUAAAACGAAUGCCGUUGCCAUCGCUGGUUUGAGCAGCCAGAAUCCUGGAGUUAUUACCAUUGCCAAUGCCGUGUUCAAAUCAAACCCUCCCAUUUCUGAUGAAAUUCUCUCCAAGGCCUUUCAAGUGGACAAGAGCAUAGUUGAUGCUAUUCAAAAAGGGUUAUAGAUAGAAAAUAGUUAAUAAGAAAACUCUUAUCAGGAUUUCAGUUUGAGUUUGUAAUACUUUGUUUACUAGGUUUGCCUGUCAGAAUAAUGUCUUGAUGUUUCUAAUUUUUUUAAAUAAAAUAAAUGAUAUAUCAUACAUGCGCACAUUUUUACUUAA
Prosopis cineraria is the source of this 897-nucleotide messenger RNA. Its product is annotated as putative germin-like protein 2-1. Gene Ontology annotation, molecular function: manganese ion binding. Lineage: Eukaryota; Viridiplantae; Streptophyta; Magnoliopsida; Fabales; Fabaceae. The record is from RefSeq and is a predicted model, not a curated record. Gene Ontology annotation, cellular component: cell wall. Bases 1 to 741 code for a protein of 246 amino acids. The transcript is spliced from 2 exons.